This is a messenger RNA of Sorex araneus (European shrew), 1482 nucleotides long. RefSeq names its product apolipoprotein L2-like. Bases 42 to 1244 code for a protein of 400 amino acids. Gene Ontology annotation, cellular component: membrane; extracellular region. Lineage: Eukaryota; Metazoa; Chordata; Mammalia; Eulipotyphla; Soricidae. The record is from RefSeq and is a predicted model, not a curated record. Gene Ontology annotation, biological process: lipoprotein metabolic process; lipid transport. The transcript is spliced from 3 exons. Gene Ontology annotation, molecular function: lipid binding.
UGAAGCCUCACCUCUGUCCACCCGGACACAGAUUGCAGAGUAUGGGGGAGCCGGGAUGCGGAGACCCCCACGGCACCAUGGACCCAGAUACUGACUCAGAGAGUGGCAGCAUUUUGGAGGAUGCUUUCCGGUAUAUUCUGGACACAAUGAGCAAAGAAGAAUUGCUAUCCCUGACAAUAGAAGAUAAAGCCUUGGAGAAUCUUGAGGCUGAGAAGGAUUUUUUUAAGUACUUCUUGAAGGGGUGGGAGGAAGGAGCGUCACUCACCCAUUUUGCCACGGAUGAGGAAGAGGCCCUCGGUGAGGGUCUUGGCAGUCUGAAAACAGAAAUGGAAGAAAAGGAAGACACAGAUUAUAGAAUCCAAGAAAUGGAUGCCAUGGGAGACAAAGAUGAAAACCAACGGGAGCAGGAAUUCAUACAGAGGUUUUUGAAAGAGUUUCCUCAGGUGAAAUGCAAACUUGAGGUGCAAAUAGCAGAGCUCCGGGCACUGGCAGACAAGGCCGACAAAGUACAACGAGACUGUACCAUCUCCAAUAUAGUGACCAACUCCACCAGCAUUGUUUCUGGCAUCCUGACCAUCAUUGGCAUGAGUCUGGCACCUGUGACAGCUGGGGCAAGUCUAGCAUUGUCUGCAACAGGGUUGGGACUGGGGAUGGCAUCUAGUGUGACAGGUGUGUGUACUAUCAUCGCGAAACAAUCAAUCAAGUCCUCUAUAAAAAAUAAAGCCAGUAAUUUGGAGUCGCCUGAAAUCAACACAGAGGAGAUGGUCAAGGAAGUUCUUCAGGAUGUUGCUCCAAAACUCAUGUCUGUAGCAACUGAUUGUGUUAAAGAUGGAGAAAAGAUUGUGAAGAGUGUCAAUGCCAUAAAGUUGAUCCAAGCCAGCCCUAAGCUAGCAUCCCAAGUCACAUGUUUCACAAAUGCUGGGAAAGUAUCCAUCCAAACUGGUGAGCAGGUGCAGAAAGUUCUUGAAGGCACGGUUCUGGCUAUGACCAAAGGAGCCCGUGUCUUUGGUGUGGCCAUGACAGGCAUCUCCAUUCUGGCUAGUGUAGGCAGUCUUGUGAAAGAUUCAGUAGACUUGCAUAAGGGCUCAAAGACAAGUUCAGCUAAGAAAAUGAGGCAGGAUGCUCAGGAGUUGGAGAAGAAGUUGGAGGAACUCGUAGACUUUCAUGCAUAUCUGCUUGGUUCUGAUUUUGUAACCCUAGAGGAGCACGGGGAGCAGAGGCCCGUCUGGGACAAAGGCAUGUAGACAACUUUUGGAGAAAAAAGAGGAUGAGGUGGAGAUCAUGAAAUUGGUGUUAUGGAGUUUUGACAUUUAUGUCAAAGAAUGCAGGGAUGGGCAGUGCGUAAGGAUGGUGAGUCAAAGACAAAUCAGGAACAUGGAAUCUGAAAUAAGGGAAGGGAGGAGGACUAGAAAGUGGAGGGGUAUGGAGAAACUAUUUUGGACCAAGGAAGACUUUCAGGACAUGAAUGAAGAGGCUUGGGGA